Molecule: messenger RNA, 339 nt
Organism: Rotaria socialis
Lineage: Eukaryota; Metazoa; Rotifera; Eurotatoria; Philodinida; Philodinidae
Source: the annotation of a GenBank genome assembly
AUGGAAUGUAGAUUAGUCUUGAACAAUCGCACUGAUGGUGAAAUAACUAACAAUGAUAUGAGCGGUAGAUUCCAUCAACAAUUGAAAUAUUAUAAGUUUCGUCACGUUCCAUCAAAGAGUGGGCAAGACAUAUUUUAUCUUUUCUUUCGGAAAGAAGAAGAAACAUAUGCUGCUUUUCGAACAGCAAAAUCAAUAAAAGAAAUAUCAGUUGAUAGAUAUUAUACAUCUGAUCCUAUUGAUUCACAAUCUGUGUUUCGACCAUUUCCACCGAAACAAAUUAUUGAUACCUGUCGCUAUGCAUCUAGAAAUCGUCUUCGUAAUUUUGAUAAUGUGGCAUGA